Aspergillus pseudonomiae is the source of this 1737-nucleotide messenger RNA. RefSeq lists its product as uncharacterized. The coding region runs from base 1 to 1737 and encodes 578 amino acids. NCBI's taxonomy places the organism in Eukaryota, Fungi, Ascomycota, Eurotiomycetes, Eurotiales, Aspergillaceae. The record is from RefSeq and is a predicted model, not a curated record. The transcript has 4 exons.
AUGAAUGAUACCCUUCGCACACGGCCUGACGUUGUGCAGACCUCGUCCAAGAUUCCGCAUGACAAUGACGGCACGUAUCGGCAAAAUUCUGCUAGACGAUUGAGAUUUCAAUUGUGGUCAAGAGUCAAGCAAUAUGCCCCUUUUGGCACAACAGGAAAAUCCCGUGCCCGCCAACUGGCUGCCAGUCAAGCAAGCCCUUGUCUGCCAGAGAUUAGUACCAAACAUUCUGACAAAGUCACGAUUACUUCUGAAAAACAUGAACAACUGGGUACAUCGCGAUGCAAUGCCAGUAUACCAGACGGCAGAUCCAGGUUCAUCAACACCGUGAAAUCAAAUCCUACGGACUCGCUUCCAGCGCCUUCUCCCAAUAGUGAAAAAUCAAAAAUUAUUUCGACUGCUAAAUCGCCAACCAACCCUUUCAACGCUGCCAUACUUCACCCGGUUUCUGGGCCCCUUAUUCUUCCCUCACAAGCAAAAGUUGCGUCGGUGCAGCUGUCACCUCCGACUAGCAAAUGUCAAGACGCACUUCCCAAGACUACAAAGACAGAUACGGAGGGCUCAAUUCACCCAGUUGAAUUAUUCGCCGUCAGCGCGGAGCCUGAAACAACAAGUCCCCCUCCGGUGCCCCCAAAGUCACCACGAACGAUGGAUCGCUCUCCAAAGCUUCAGCAAGAACAAUGUACGUUUAUCUCGCCAUGGAGAGAUCUCCCAACUUCGAAUCACGGAAGAUACGUCGCAUCCGACCCGCUCGGCACAAAACCUCCAUACAUGAGCCAAGCCGUACAUCAUUGCAACGGCCCAUAUAGGUUCCACAGUGGAGGAGCUCUGCUGGGCCGACGAUUCCCAAGUGAACACAACUCACCAAGCAAUCGCGAAGGCCAACGCCAUACCAAAGCUGAAGAUGCAUCACCGGAGGUAAGAUCUGCGUAUACACUUCCUGGGACACCGCAACGAAUCCGUGGCAUACAUGUAAGGUAUCAAUCCGACACAUCCGUCAUGCAACGGGGCAGAUCAACACGGACGAAUGGCACAACUAGUAGGAAUCCAAACAAGGGAUAUUUCUCGACAGAACGCCGAGCAUGCUUCAUGCUCCCUCUCGCAGUUGCUCCAUCAGGUGCUAGCCCGGUCUUUUCGCCAAAUGAGAUAGAAUGUCUGCACCCCUACGCUAAGCAUCAGGCUGAGGCAUUCAAAGCAUUAAACUGUGGUGAAGUUAGGGCACUUUCUCUGGAACUCCGGGUACUUGAGGAGCGCUGCAAACAGAUUCGCCGUAUUUACAAUUCACUCGAAUUCGAGCUCCGUGGUCUGCAGGAACGUACAACUCGGCUCCUCGGGUCCCAAAGCACGGACUUUGCUGAGUGCAGGAAAAACGUGUUGAUCCGAACAAAAGCUAUGGCAGAUCUUAACGUGUCCAUGAAAGGUUGGGCCAGCAAGUUAGAGCAGGCUACAGACCAGCAAGUCUAUCUCCGUCAAAAGCUUGCAAGACAUGUGGCGGCGACUUCGCUCCGCGACACGACCAACCCGGGGCUUGGACUAUCGGACGAGCCAGAUCAUGGAACAAACCCGGUAAUGACGUCGAAUCUUGUGGAUACGAGCCGCAGAAAGACAGAAUCCAUUAAGGUCUACGCAGACUUGAACGUCUUCGAAGAAAUUGCCACUUUGGCGGAACCCGAAAGGCAGAUGGAGCUUACGGGUUUCCCCACAAAGGAGACCUCUCGUCACGGUAUUCUUCCAUUCUGA